CGACUUCGUGAACAUUUCCGCUGCGUCCUCAACAACAUCACAUCAUUUACAACAAAGCAGAAGUUGGACAUCACUGACUUUAUACCAGCGAACCCAAAUCCAGCAUCAAGAGCAAAAACCAGCCCAAUAUUUAGAGAACUACUGAGUCGAGGAAACAGCUGAAUGAUGAGUGCUGCUCAGAGUCAAACAACACUGGUGUCCAAACUGGAGGCCCUGCAGUGCCACUUCACCUGGGAUCUGGACCACAGCAGGAACAAACUUUUCCGUUUCCGUGACCAGCUGGAGGACAUCGGCACAGAGGAGGGAAACUGCUGGCUGGGUCACAUUUACAACUUGCGGGGGUUCAUUCAAUACAAGCUGGGGCUCACUAAAGAUGUCCAGAGUUUGUUCAACAAGGCUGCAGAGGCCUUCCGCCAGAUGAGAAGUGCAGAUGAGGGUCCCUGGUUAGUGGUGAACUACGGGAACCUGGCUUGGCUGAACCACCACCUGGGAGACCAAGCAGAGAGUCAGGCUUAUCUGACAAAGAUCGACGCCCUGAUGAAUAAAUACCCAUCUCCAUCCCAGGACGAGCUCCAUCCAGAGAUCUACACUGAAAAAGCCUGGACCCUGAUGAAUUUCAGCACAGACAAAAAGCUGGCUGAAGAUUACUUCUAG
Sebastes umbrosus (honeycomb rockfish) is the source of this 654-nucleotide messenger RNA. RefSeq names its product interferon-induced protein with tetratricopeptide repeats 5-like. Lineage: Eukaryota; Metazoa; Chordata; Actinopteri; Perciformes; Sebastidae. Gene Ontology annotation, cellular component: cytosol. Gene Ontology annotation, biological process: defense response to virus. The record is from RefSeq and is a predicted model, not a curated record. The transcript is spliced from 2 exons. Gene Ontology annotation, molecular function: protein binding. Bases 163 to 654 code for a protein of 163 amino acids.